AUCAAUGCUCUAGUAUAAUCCAAAAAGUACGUUAUUAGAUAUUUUUUAAUAGACAAAUACAAUUUAUUUAUUUCUGUGAUGUACAUUAUUUUACUUUUUUAAUUAUUAUUUUAUAUAUAGGCCACAGUAAAACAUUAGUAAGACAUUGGUCGGUGGCGCACAAGGAUAGCCUGAUGUACUAAUUGAUCUGUUAGUUGUUGGUGCUGUACAACAUCUUAUAGUCGAGAUAUCAAAUGUAAUCGACUGUGAUACUUUCGAGAAAGAAAUGAUUGGUACAGUGUUACGCCGAAGAAUUAAUUUUUGAAAUCUAGCUGUAGUACAAAGUAUCUCAGCAGGAAAGUACGAAAUCACGUAUCUGCUUCUCAGUCACUGCGAGAACUUAAAGAGUUACUAACAAUGAAUGGAAUGCAAAUACGCAGGACAAAAUUGAUAGGCUAAUAAGGAGUAUGCCUGAUUGCAUGAAUGAGAUAAUACGCGUACGUGGGCAAACACACACACACACACACACACCACAAGGAGGGUGUGGAGUCUAAAAAUACUGCAGAGAUGACAAAUCACGGAGUCCUUAUCCUUGUGACACACACACACACACACACACACACACACACACACACACACACACACACACCACAAGGAGGGUGUGGAGUCUAAAAAUACUGCAGAGAUGACAAAUCACGGAGUCCUUAUCCUUGUGACACACACACACACACACACACACACACACACACACACACACACACACACACACACACACACACACACACACACACACACACACAAUGAAAUACCUGAUCAGUAAAACUCCAUGCGAUUCAUAUUCGAAGAAAUUACGACCAUAAUUUGACUGAAUCAAUCUUAUUGCAAAUUCAAAAUUGAAUAUCUCAAAAUCGAAUACCUAAAUACUCCAGCAUAAAAUUUCAAAAACAAUUAAAAAAUUUUUAAAUCCUACUUUUCGGAAUUUAAAUUAAGAUUGUGCGCGACAAUUUUUUCAAAAUGACGGAUGACGAAAAUAUACCAUGCAAAGUUGAUAAAUAAAGCUUCGAGUUUGCGACGGUGCAUGACGUGAAUCAAACAUCGCAGACCAAUGGGACAAAACGCACGUGAAAGUACAGUGUUAGCUUUGAAAUGCUUUUUUACCGAGGUCGAUGCGAUCAUUUUUCACUGAGUUAUAUGCUAAUUUAAAGAAAACAAUUGUUUUUUUUCUUUAAAAUUGCAUAACUCAGCGAAAAAUUAUCGCAUCGACCUCUGUAAAAAAACAUUUUAAAGCUAACACUUUAUACUUUCAUGUGCGUUUUGUCUCAUUAGAUUACAAUGUCUGAUUUACGGCAUGCACCGUCCCAAACUCGGAUCUUUAAUUAUCAAUUUUUCAUCCUCUCAUUUUAUCAUUCGCUAUUUUAAGAAAAUAGCCGAGCAUAUCAUUUAAAUAUUAUUAAAGUGGAUAUUCGGAGCUUUAUUUUCCACUUUGGCAUUUAUUUCUAUUUUCAUUGUUUACUAAUUAUGUUAUGUUUAUUUGAAAUUUGGUAAAUUUCUCCCAAAUUUUUAGUGAAUCGCUUUUUGGGGGACUGAGUGUAUAUAUUAUUCAAAAAGUAUAGGUCUUACUUGAAAAUUUCCUGUUGCAUAGAAGCGUAAGCAACACAAAACUUGCAAUAAUGGCCGUAUAAGUAGACUUCGUUAUGAAUCUUUGUGCAAAGUUUCAGCAACAAGAGAUUUGAAAUUUAUUGCUGUAUUUUUAUUAAACCGAUAUCUUCUUUUAAGUUUUAUUUUAUCCAUCAUUUAAGCGAAUUGUGCGCAUCACGCACAUAACAUAACGCUUUGGCUCCCCAUUUCGACAGAGAACGUAAUCUAUGAAUUCGUAAAAAUCUUUAUCGAUAUCAAAAUCACUAAAUUUAUUUAUUUUGCGGGAUAUUAAAGCUUUACAGGAUAUUAAAGCUCUGCGGGAUAUUAAAGCAAUUUUAAGUUGGUUACGAUAUGCAAAGAUCACUGCAAAAGUCUAGUAAUAAAAGGUUAAACUACAUCUCAAGACAACUCUAGAGAUGGUCUGACAGAACUGCGUUUUGAACUUUGGUUUAAAUCACGAUCGAAAUAUAAAUUAUUUCUAUGAAUACAGAAAUAUUGAACUAAGGUUUAAGAAUCGUGUAUAAAUAACUUAAAUCGUAUAUCAGGCAAACGUUUCUUUAAACUACGUUCAAGUGAAUCAGAUUUAUUUGACCAUGAUUUGAAAAACGUUUUUGGAAUGAAAGAUUGACUUGAACAUAGCUGAAAUCUGAUACUCAGGUUGAAUCACGACUAUGAAUACGGUCCUAAAUAGUAUUCUCUGUUAACUUUUAGUAAUUUUUUUAUCAAAUAGAUUUAAAUUAAAGUAGUAACGCCAUAUAACGUCGGUCGUUCUUUACUGGUUAAACAAGAACUAUAUACAAUAAUACAAAAAUUAUUUGCAGCCAAAUAAUGAGUAUCUAAUGACAAUAAAACUGCAACAAAUAGCUGCGAAAUCUAAUCUCGUUGCUUACGUCAAUCAGUUGCGAGAACUUGUCAUCGACAAACUUGUUGAGCAUCAUUGGAAUUAUAAUCUUGAAAUAUGUGCUACAUUUGAAAUGAUGAAGGAACGUGUUUUAAAUGUUCCACAGACUACGAAAGAGUUACUGGCAUUAAGUCAAUAUAUGUUGACAGCGACAUCUACAUUAAUGAGAGAACUACAAGACAAGAUAAUUUUUUCAGUUCGUAUGAUGAGUUCAUUAACUGAAAUGACUACUUUGGGAAAGCAUCAUAUCGAAUUAAACAAUACAACAAUUCAAUGGUUAAGACGUAUCAAACCAGUCUUGCAGCGCAGUUUUGCAUUAUAUGAACAAAUGAAGUUUGAGUUAGAAGAAAAACUUCAAGAGGAAGUUGCUAUCUUGAAUGUACGUGUCGAAAAAAUGUUCCCUAGGUAUGUGUUUACGUAUGUACGUAAGCUGUGUAUAAACGACAUGUAUAAUUCUUAACUGGCAUUGUGGGGUAUAAAACAUCCCAGCCCAAUUCAAUUCCGAUUUAAGAAGGGACCCACCACUAGGACUCAGAAAUCAGUCCUAAGUUUGUGAAUUUUUAAGGGGAAAGUGAAUACCUUGAUUAAACAAAUCAAUUUAAGGGUUUUAUUUUACAUCUUUUCUAAUGCAAAAAAUAUUCUUUUUUAUUACAUUUGAACCACAAAAUGGCGGCUUCGUGCUCCAAUUAUGGGAACACCUUUCGUAAGCCGGGCUCAAGCGGUAGAACUGAUUUCAACAGAACAAUUUAACCUAGGCAAAUACAAAAAAAUGUCAUUAUUUCCAGUGUUGUAGUUAUCGGGUCACAUAGGAAUUUUUUUAAAUAUUAAUUUCUCUUGAAAUCGCGAUAGUUU
Messenger RNA from Monomorium pharaonis (pharaoh ant), 3370 nucleotides. Its product is annotated as dynein heavy chain 12, axonemal-like. The transcript has 2 exons. The coding region runs from base 2457 to 2978 and encodes 173 amino acids. Lineage: Eukaryota; Metazoa; Arthropoda; Insecta; Hymenoptera; Formicidae. The record is from RefSeq and is a predicted model, not a curated record.